UCAGUAAUAAACCUACUAAUGGAAGCCCCUCUUUUUUGGUCGGCUUGUCACAUUCUGGGACGAGGAGACAAAAUGUCAUCAAAUUUAUUGCCGCCAUCACCGAAUCCUGAAGAUAAAGUAAAGGAUGACUCAAUCAAAAAGGACAGGCCUUAUAAGAUCUUUUUCAAAGAUCUCUUUAUGUUCAAAGAAAAUGAAAUGGCAGCAAAGAGAAAGGAAAGAGUUAUGAACCAUAACAUGAAAAUCCACCAAAAGUCUACUUUUUCAUCCCGAAUGAAGAGUCGUUCACACCUGAAGCAACUAGUUUUCCGCUCUGACACAGGUGGUAGCUUUGAAAAGUUUGGGCUAGAUCCUACUCUUCUUCUCAAAUUAACGGAAGGUUCAGACUCAAAAAGGACUGUCCAUGAAUUUAUUAAUGACCAGAGAGACAGAUUUCUGCUUGAGUAUACUCUGUCAACCAAAAGAAACACAAUUAAAAAGUUUGAAAAAAACAUGGCAGUGAAAGAAAGGCAGCUCGCAAAAGCAGAAAGAAAGCUCCAAGAUGACGCGAUGGCCUUUGAAGAGUUCCUUCGAGAAAAUGACCAGAGAUCUGUGGAUGCUCUUAAGAUUGCAGCACAAGAAACUAUAAACAAACUCCAAACGACGGCAGAGCUGAAGAAAGCGAGUACAGAGCUGCAGGCCAUGAAGAGUGAAAUAGCAAAAACAGAAUUCCUCCUUAACGAGUACAUGAGAUACGGAUUUUUUCUGCUGAAAUUGUCUCCAAAGCAUUGGCAAAUGGAGCAGGCACUUAAAAAAGCGCAGGCAACAAAAACAAAUACCAUCCUUCCAAAACUAUUAACAAAAUUCUCCUUACAUUCAAAUCAAAAAGAAGACACCUUGGAGGAGCCCAGGCAGACAUCAGUCUUUUCAGAAGACUCUUCUCAGAAAAGUAGCCGAGGAAAGCCACUCAGGAGGAAGUCCAUUCUCAUCCCAGAGAAAACGAAAUCAACUGUAUCAAACCAGGCUGAAAGUGUCAGUUCAGAAGACAGUUUGGAAUUAUUUUCAGAUGAUAUGGACUUUGAUGUGGACCCAGUGCUGUAUUUCAAAGAACCAGAAGAGUUGCUUCAAGUCCUCACAGAGCUGGAAGAGCAGAAUCUUACUUUGGUCCAAUAUUCCCAAGAUGUAGAUGAAAAUCUUGACGAUGUAAACAAAAGAGAAAAAGUUAUACAGGAUAAAAUAAAUAGCAACAUAGAGUUUCUUUUGGAGCACAAGGAAAUGCUUAAGGCUAACUGUGAGAGAGAAGAGGAAAAAGCAGCAGAAUUGGAAUUAAGGUCCCGGCUAUUUAGUUUUGGAGAAUUUAAUUCAGAUGCCCAGGAAAAACUGAUAGAUUCACUCAGUAGAAAAAUUAAUCAAGUGUACAAAGUCUGCAUUGGAGAUGCUGAGGUUAGCAGCCUCAACACAGUUCAAAAGCUGGUAAAAGUAGAGUCUCGCCUGGUGGAACUGAGUGACCUCAUUGAAACCAUUCCCAAAGAAAGUGUGGAGGCAAUUGAGAGGAUGAAACAGAAAGAACGGCGGCAAAAGUUGCGUGAUGAGAAAAUGAAAGAAAAACAAAAACACCAGGAGGAAAGGCUAAAAGCUGCUCUGGAAAGGGCAGUAGCAGAACCAAAGAAAAAGUUGGGAAGACGACUUAUCUAUCGUUCAAAACCUCCAUCUGGUGACAAACACAGACUACUUUUAAUCAGUGAUACAAGAACAAAAACACAAGAGGAAGAAUAUUUUUUUACUUGA
This is a messenger RNA of Propithecus coquereli (Coquerel's sifaka), 1764 nucleotides long. It is a transcript of the gene CCDC38, whose product is annotated as coiled-coil domain containing 38. Gene Ontology annotation, cellular component: centrosome. The transcript has 16 exons. NCBI's taxonomy places the organism in Eukaryota, Metazoa, Chordata, Mammalia, Primates, Indriidae. Bases 19 to 1764 code for a protein of 581 amino acids. The record is from RefSeq and is a predicted model, not a curated record.